Molecule: messenger RNA, 867 nt
Organism: Schistosoma spindalis
Lineage: Eukaryota; Metazoa; Platyhelminthes; Trematoda; Strigeidida; Schistosomatidae
Source: the annotation of a GenBank genome assembly
AUGUUGCCAGCGUUUUUCGCCAGGCUCAUUAUAACUGUUUUUGGAGUUAUGCAUCCCUCUUACAGAACUUAUAAAGCCAUUAAAAGGAAAGAUUAUCAGGAAGUGGUGACACUUGGCAUGUACUGGGUAGUGUUCAGCAUGUAUAUAACUCUGGAGCUGGUGACGGAUAUUCUACUCCAGUGGCUUCCUUUUUAUUACGAAGUGAAGACUCUAUUCGUCAUAUGGCUUGUCACACCAGCCACUUCCGGGUAUAGUUUUGUAUACCGAAAAGUAAUCCACCCAGAGCUUACCAAGAGAGAAACUGAAAUUGACGAAGCCAUAAGUAGAGCAAAAGAAAAAGGAUACUCAAAAGUCGUGGAGUUUGGUGCCAAAGGACUAAAUUAUGCUGCGAAGGCUGUUCUUUCGGGUGCAAUGUUGGGACAAGAUUUUUUAGCUGAUCGUCUUGGUAAACGAAGCUCAAGCAUGUUCGAACUUAAUCGUGGACCUAUAAUGAGACGGCAAAAGCUGAGAACCACUGAGGUAUUCGAUUACGAUGAUCCCGACUUCGUUAGCACUUUACGAGAAAGAACAACUCAAGAGGAUGAUCCAUUUGCACUUAACUGGCUUCAAAUGGGAUCAACAGGGUCUCUAGGGCGACAUUGGAGACCAGGUUCUAAAGGUUUGAGUAACGUACCUGAAGACACAGAGCAUUCUUCUGAAGAUCCUCAAUCGAUUUCGUCUACCCGACACGUUUCAACUAGACGUACAAAUGUUGCUCAGGAAACGACUAUAACUCUGCCACGUCGUACAUCAGCUCGUCGUACUAUUCGACCUCAAUCAACCCCACAGUCAAUCAAAACAAUAGGGAUUGGAGAUCCGAUUGACUAA